Colletotrichum higginsianum IMI 349063 is the source of this 1566-nucleotide messenger RNA. RefSeq names its product Protein kinase byr1. Bases 1 to 1566 code for a protein of 521 amino acids. NCBI's taxonomy places the organism in Eukaryota, Fungi, Ascomycota, Sordariomycetes, Glomerellales, Glomerellaceae. Gene Ontology annotation, biological process: protein phosphorylation. Gene Ontology annotation, molecular function: ATP binding; protein kinase activity. The transcript has 4 exons. The record is from RefSeq and is a predicted model, not a curated record.
AUGGCCGAUCCUUUUGCGCCUCGAUCUAUGAAGCGCAAGAACGUCAAGGGUCUCGCUUUGACGCCUGCUGCGCCCAAGCCGCCCCCAACCGCUGAGACCAGCAGAGCUGGAUACGAUCCUCGCGAUAAGGAUGGUGGGGACCAGUCGGCGCAGUUGGAAAUUGGCAUCGAGUACAAGCUGGACCUGCGACCAGAGGACCUCGAGAUUCUGAAGGAGCUUGGCUCAGGAAAUGGAGGCACCGUCAGCAAAGUCAGGCAUGUUUUGACUGGAACCGUUAUGGCACGCAAGGUUAUCCACGUGGAAGCCAAGAAAGAGAUGCGUAAGCGCAUUGUUCGUGAGCUCCAGAUCAUGCAUGGUUGCUCGUCCGAGUAUAUUGUCAACUUCUACGGCGCUUUCCUGAACGAUCACAACGAUGUCAUCAUGUGUAUGGAAUAUAUGGACGUCGGUGCCCUUGAUCGAGUUUCGAAGGUCUUUGGCCCGGUUCGAGUCGAUGUGCUGGGCAAAAUCGCAGUGGCGACGCUGGGAGGUCUGACCUACCUCUACUCGAAGCACCACAUUAUGCACCGGGAUAUCAAGCCGUCCAACAUCCUUGUCAACUCCAGAGGAAGCAUCAAGCUGUGCGACUUUGGCGUUUCUGGUGAACUUAUCAACUCCGUUGCAGAUACCUUUGUCGGAACAUCGACAUACAUGGCCCCCGAGCGAAUUCAGGGUGAGAAGUACACAGUCAAGUCGGAUGUCUGGAGUUUCGGUCUCACCAUAAUGGAGAUGGCUAUUGGAAAGUUUCCUUUCAACGCGAGCGAGCAACUUUCGGACGGCGAGUGUGCACCGGCAGGUAUUCUGGAUCUUCUGCAGCAAAUCGUACACGAGCCCGCGCCGAGACUACCAAAGAGCGAUGCAUUUCCCUCAAUCUUGGAAGACAUGAUUCAAAAGUGUCUGUCAAAGGUUCCCGACGAACGGCCGACUCCCCAGGAACUUUUUGACCGUGACCCGUUUGUCCAAGCUGCCAAGAGAACACCGGUCGACUUGAGAGAAUGGGCUGUCGGAAUGAUGGAGAGAGACAACCGCAAGUCUCAUUUGGCACCUCAACUGUCACCGGCCACUCGCGAUCUCCUGAAUUCGAGCGACUCUCCGACCUACCACGGCGGGUCUGGAAAUGAUCGAUCCCUCGACACGCCGACUUCGGGAGAGAUCCCCAUUGCGGGCGCUGGCAUCAUCUCUCCGCGAGAACCCGUUAGCCACUCUAAUCGCUCCCCCACUCGAAACGGGCUCAACACCAUGAGCAGUCGACAGCCGGGUGGGCAUCCUGGCAUGGGACAGAGGAUUGUUACAACCAAUUCGAUCCCAAAAGCUGGCGAGUAUCCGAACAGCGCAGGGCCCGUGAGCGCCAACGCUGCUUCCUUCAGCCUGCCUGUUCGCCCGGCACCUGGCGGCCCCCUGCCGCCGGCCCCUCCACGUAAGAGCACUCCUGACGACCCAAGACGCGAGAACAGGCGACAGGCAACCUUUGGUAUGCCCCCGGCACCCAGGAGCUACGCGAGCGAUGUGUACAAUGGUACCUCCAACUAG